Messenger RNA from Rhineura floridana, 6877 nucleotides. It is a transcript of the gene LDB3, whose product is annotated as LIM domain binding 3. Lineage: Eukaryota; Metazoa; Chordata; Lepidosauria; Squamata; Rhineuridae. Gene Ontology annotation, cellular component: adherens junction; stress fiber; Z disc. Gene Ontology annotation, biological process: heart development; actin cytoskeleton organization; muscle structure development. Bases 188 to 2398 code for a protein of 736 amino acids. Gene Ontology annotation, molecular function: muscle alpha-actinin binding; actin binding. The transcript has 20 exons. The record is from RefSeq and is a predicted model, not a curated record.
GAGAUCAAAUAAAUGUGCCGUUGGAGGCACAAGGAGGCACCACACGAAUCCCCCAGAGGAUCUGCAAAGCUGCUCCCAGACAUUGUAAGGUUGCAAUCCAACAUGUUUACUCAGAAGUAAGCUCCAUUAGGUUCAAUGGGACUUACUCUCAGAGCCAUUGGGGUUCCUGGCGUAAAAGAGAGAUAAAAUGUCUUACAGCGUGACUCUCAACGGACCUGGACCAUGGGGGUUCCGACUACAAGGGGGGAAGGACUUCAAUAUGCCUCUGACCAUCUCCAGAAUUACACCUGGCAGCAAGGCAGCUCAGUCCCAGAUGAACCAGGGGGACAUGGUGAUAGCAAUUGAUGGAGCCAACACAGACGGCAUGACCCACCUAGAGGCCCAGAAUAAGAUAAAAUCAGCAAGCUACAACCUGUCUCUUACACUGCAAAAAUCAAAACGUCCAGCUCCAGUUCCAACAGGCAUCCCAAGAAUUGACUCUACCAUGCCCAUGAUCCCUCAUCAAAAGGUCGUAGCCAACCCUGCUACCAACCCAGAGUUUGUGGAGCGUUUCAACCCCAACGUCCUGAAGGAUUCUGCUCUGUCUACGCACAAGCCCAUUGAGGUGAAAGGGCCUGGUGGCAAGGCCACCAUCAUUCAUGCCCAGUAUAACACCCCAAUCAGCAUGUAUUCUCAAGAUGCUAUCAUGGAUGCCAUUGCAGGCCAGGCCCAGGCCCAGGGCGGUGAACUUGCUAGUGAAUCUCCACUGGCUAGCCUCACUGUUAAAGAUCCUCAUGUAGACAGUGCCUCUGCAGUGUAUCAGGCUGUACUUAAAACUCAGAACAAGCCUGAAGAUGAGCUUGAUGAUUGGAGUCGCCGUUCUUCCCACUUGCAGUCCAAGUCCUUCCGCAUCCUGGCUCAGAUGACAGGAACUGAGUACAUGCAAGAUCCAGAUGAAGAUGCCCUGAGGAGAUCAAGUGGCAAGAAAAAUGUUGCUGAAACAUCCGAAAACAGGCCUGCAGGUACUGUUCAUGGGGCACAGUAUGCAGCGUCAAGUGUUUGGCAUAGUCCUAAGUCUUGCAGCACAGGUGCCAACACUGACAAAGCUAAAGCAAUGGCCUCCAAAGGUUUCGUGAGAUUUGGAACAGGUACAAGUCAGAGGGAAGCCAGCUACCUCAGCGCUGGCCAGACAGUCCCUCGUGCUUCAUCCAGUAACCAAAGUACCCCUGUUGAGCAUGCGCCAGUGUCUACCAGCUGCGCCCCUUCUGCUAUGCCGCCUGCUUCAGCCAAUCAACCUGCUACUGCUGCUUACAGCACUGUCCAUCAGAUGACCCUGCCGUCGGCCACAGCCACUUCCGUGGUACUCGACUCCAUCUCAUCUUCUUGCCAAAGCCUCAACCGGCAUUCUUCCACUUCCAUCACCUACCAGUCCAAAAAGAGAGGUCCAGGCCAAUCUUACACAUCAGCACCUGCUUCCCAUGGCCCUGCUCCUUAUUCAGGCUACAGUGAAGCCCCAGCUCCUGCAUCAAAGCCCAGAGUUGUCACCACUGCCAGCAUAAGGCCUUCAGUCUAUCAGCCAGCUCCUAUGCCGGCCCCAGCCCCAGUGCCUGUACACGCCCACACCCAUGCCCCAAGCCAAGUUGAGCCUUCAAGCCGUCCUCCCUGGAUAACCGAUGACUCAUUCUCCCAGAAGUUUGCUCCUGGAAAAAGUACCACCACUGUCACCAAGCAUAUCCUGCCACGGGGUGCUCCAGUACCACACCCACCGGCUUCUGCUCCUUCUUAUGCACCUCCUUCAAUCCCAGCCUCCUCCCAGGUUCCUGCAGUUGCCCGGGGAACCAUCCAAAGGGCUGAGCGCUUCCCAGCCAGCACCCGGACUCCGCUCUGUGGACACUGUAACAGCAUCAUCAGGGGUCCUUUCCUGGUAGCCAUGGGCCGCUCUUGGCAUCCAGAGGAAUUCUACUGUGCUUACUGCAAGACAUCCCUGGCUGAUGUAGGCUUUGUUGAGGAACAGAACAGUGUUUACUGCGAGCGCUGCUAUGAGCAAUUCUUUGCACCAACCUGUGCCAGAUGCCAUACCAAGAUCAUGGGGGAAGUGAUGCAUGCCCUUAGGCAGACUUGGCACACAAACUGCUUUGUCUGUGCUGCCUGCCGGAAGCCAUUUGGGAAUAGUCUCUUCCACAUGGAGGAUGGAGAGCCCUACUGUGAGAAAGACUAUGUUACUAUGUUCAGCACCAAAUGUCAUGGAUGUGACUUCCCUGUUGAAGCAGGAGACAAAUUCAUUGAAGCCCUUGGACACACUUGGCAUGACAGCUGUUUCAUUUGUGCCGUGUGCCAUGUCAAUUUGGAAGGCCAGCCAUUUUAUUCGAAGAAGGAUAAGCCACUAUGCAAGAAGCAUGCACAUGCCAUCAAUGUCUAAAGGAAGAGCUGGAUGCUCAAGGCAAAGUGGAAAGAUUAGGAGUUGGCUCAACAAAUGAAUUAUAGAUAACUAUGGAUUUCUCAUUGUGGGGAGGGGGCUGGGCAGGUAAUGAAUUAUGAACCCUUCUGAAGUUGAAUUUAACUGCUUUUUCUAUGUGCAGAUCUUUCUCUUGCUUACUUCAUAAGAGACAAAGUGAAUGAAUAUUCAAAAUGUGACAGUGAAAUAUUGCUGCAAACAUUUGAGCAAAAUGAACACAGCCACCCUCCUUUAUUAAACUGUUACAUAACUUUACAAAUACUGAUUAUCUUCUAGUGUGCUCACCAUGGGAGACUUAAGGCUAAUACUGCACAAUAGUUUUAAACUUUUUUAGAAACCAUUCUUAGCAUUGCUGUAUAACUCAAAGUGCCAAAAUAGUAGGUGGGGCAUAGCUUUUAGAGCCGUGAUCUAUAGUGAUAGGUCAAGUAAGUGUUUCUCCCAAAACAAACUUUGUAGAGACUUUUGAAUGACCAUUAUAACCCACACAGAAUGAACUAAUUGUUUACCCAAUUAAAGUUUGAAUCCAAACACAACUAAGGGCCUGUCCACACUUCUCCACUGUGAUGUGGGACCUACUUCAUCAUAGUACGUACAGUUCCACAUCACCCUGAUAAUCUGUAUAUAGAGGAAUCAUGUAGGUGGGACCAAUGAUGUGGUACUUUCCUGCAUUAAAGUUGUGCUCCCUCCCAGCUGGUAAAUAUUUGAAUGGAAAUAAGCCACAUCAUUGGUUCUCAUGGCUUUCCUUCAUAUUCAUAUUAUCAGAGCAAUACAAGACUAUUGCAGGAAGCAACUCCUCUGAUGCUGUGGGUGUGAAUUGGCCCUAGUAUUAAUGGAAUAGAAUUUGGGGUAAAGUGUGGUCCUAUUCUGCACGGACCUGAAGUUGCAUGGUAGCCAUUUCCCCGUGAUGCCUUCUCAUGUGUGUGAAUACUGCUGCAACCCUAUGUGCAGGGCCUGUUAUAUGAAUCUUCCUACUAGAAAGGAGAGUGGCAGUUGGGUAGCGAUAAUGUGACAAAACACCUGCACAAUCAGUUUUGCCCAAGUUGAUGUGGUGUUCACAUACAUGAAGCAAUCUUGUGGGAUAGAACCAUGGAGAAGUCCCCCCAAAGUUCUGGAUGUGUAAUGAAAGGACUCGUUUGUUGGGGUGGUUGGUAGAAGGAAUAAGGGGAGAAAAAGUCAGUUAGUUGACCUUAAUUUUUCUUGGGAAAAGAAGAGCAACAGAAAACAUACAGCAUCAAAGAGUUUUAGUUAAUUACUGCAUUCUGAGCAUAAGAAGGGAACCAGUUUUCCCCAAUCUGCUGUUGAAAAGGGAAAGGCUGGAAAGGAUCCUCUGAAUUUCUCCAUGUAGCUGAGUCCUCUUAUUUGUCCUGUCUUCUUAUGGGCGUGGGGAAAUACAGAGUACAAUAUCAGCCCCAAAAGGAUAAAGGUAUCUAGAGUAACCAAAAGGGAUCGCACCCUUAAUUCCAUGCAUGAGGUACUUUGUUUCUGCUCAAAUUGAUACCUUUCACAGAGCAUUUUGACAGGCAUGCCCUGUUUUGAAUGACAGGCACGCCCAGUUCAAAUUGUGAUUAGAUUCUUUACGUGUGUCAUCUCUGAAGUGUGAUUGUGUUUGCUGCUGCGAGGAAAUGAAGCCUUUAGAAGUUAGAGUAAUAUUAAUGUAACACCUUUCACUUUUUGAACAAAUCUGACUUAAUAUCUGAACAUGUAGUACUUAUUGUAGCUUUUGUAUUAUUGUUACUGGCAGCAAGUAUUUAUUCUGUCUAUAGAUCUGAAUAUUUAAGCAGUUAGUAUCAGGCAAGUGUCUACUCAGAUGAGCAUCCUAAACUGCGACUUAGGCAUUGAAGGAUUCAUCCUAUGUCAAUGUGAGUAGCUCAUCCGAGUGAACAAAAUGGUCAUGAUCUGAAGUUGAUUACUCUUAAGUAGUCCCAGUGUUAUACUGUCCAGUAAAUAGUUUCAGCAAUGAACCCUUAUUUAUAGUAACACGUUUACCAUUCAUGAAAAAGAAAAAAAAAUACUGUCUGAUCUGUAGGGUAUUUACUAUGUGAACUCUAUCAAUUGACACCUCCAUUUAAGCAGUCUUUUUAUUAUUUGCAAUAUAGCAAAAAACAACAACUCCCUGCUUUAUGGUCAUUUCCCUUUCAAAACACUAUGCCUUAUUUUAAGAAAUAAGUUAUGAAAAGCACUUUUAAGAUCACUUUUGAUUUCAGCAGAAGAAUGUUAAGCAUAUGCUUUACUAUCUUGUUGAAAUUAAUUUGACUUAAAGGUGCUUAACUUUGGCAGGAUCCAGACCUGUUUUUUUCUUUCCCAGAGACUGGAGGACAUACCAAAACACUGAUGUUUCUAGUAUGCAACAUUUUGCUCCUUUUACUCAGCCCAUAUUUUGGAUAGUUUAGUAUAUCUGACCUCCAGUAUUACAGAAAUACAGCACUUUAAUUCUUGUUGAUCUUGUCCUUUUAACAAGGACUGCAGAGCUGUGUGAUUAAUCAUUCUUUGAAUUUUAGUCAAACUUUAAAAAAAACUUACCUGAGUUAUGCUGGCUUUCUCUUUACAUCCUCUGGUGUAGUGUGUUAGUUGGAGAAAAUUAAAAUAGCUGAUGGCAGUGAAGCUUCCUGUGAUCUGAAAAGUCAACCACGCACAAAUAAGACUCAGUUAUCACAGUGCUCUUUUGCACUCAGACUAUCUCUGGCUGGCACUUUCUACCAGUAAAAUGACAGUGAGCCCUUAUUGCUUCAAAACAGAAUAGCAAACCCUACAAUAGAUCAUGGAUUGAAUGCACUGUGAGAGCUGUGUCAUUACUCAUGGAGUUGUCUCUUAGGGCUCAUUCUUAUGUGACAGGAGUGGCAUUCUUGCUGCUCUCCUGUGGCUGGAUCCCAUGCUGUUCCAGUAAUACUUGGAUGACUAAAUUCACAAGGGUGAGAAUCAUGUGGGAAGAUCUCUCACCAGUUCCGCUGUCCCUAAGUGGCAAAUGUACACAAAUGUAUUCACCCACCUUUUUCCUGCCACAGUACUGCCUAUCUUUAAAUAUCCUAUUGUAUGCAUCUCUACUGGAAGCUUGUGCAUGUUUAUGUGGUAGUUAUAGAGUGUGACUCUAAACACACUUAACUUGGAAAGGAUUCCAUUGAUGCUCAUGGUUUGUCAGAGCCAGGGCAGAUGUUGCUUACCUGCAUGAAUAAUGAGUAAUUGCUCCAUACAAGUGCUGUAAGCAAGUGAGUAGUACAGUACAAGAGGACAAUCAUAAGAGAUUGUGGUUCCUUUUCCGUGAUUAGAAAACCAUCAAGGAGAAGGGGUUAAGAUCUUCCACGAGUCUUCUCUUCCCAUACUACAUGGCUCAUGCAAGUCAACCAUUUGCAUAUCAGUUUAUUUUCACAAGCAAGUUCUUGAAGGCAACAUCUUCAGUCGCUCUUACUGCCAAGUAAAUGUAUCUAGGAACAAAGUGUUUACUUUAUCUAACUAGUGUCUGACACAUCUGUCCUGCCAUGACCACUCUUUUCAGAAAAAAGAAAGAUAUGCAUGUAAUACAGACUAGGGUCUACAAGUAGUAAAAUAAUUGCAGUAGGGGAAAAUAGUAGACAGGUUCACUUGUGUACUGUCUUUGUGACCUGUAACUGUUACCUACUAAAAUAAUUUUGUUACUAUUUUGUUUCGCCAGUAAGAGUAGUGGUGAUUUUUGCCUCUUUUUUCCCUAGAAGUCAAAGACUGUACCUAUGAAUGACCAAAUGAUAAAAAGUUGUUAACUCAUUUCAGGGGAUUUGAAAUGUAACUAAACAUUGUAACUUUUAUUUUUGCUUCAGCCGAAACGUACAAAUAUCUAUUUAACGUUUUCUAGGUGCAAUACACAUCCUCUUGAGUCACGUGUCAAGACUUGCAUCUGGAUUGCAUCCCCUUCAUUGUAGGUUUUUAAUCCACAUUUUGCAUAAAUCAGAGUAAUUCAGAAAAUAAUUUCACAAGAAACAAUUUACCGUUACAUCCUUUAAAAUAAAGUUUACAAAAAAUCAAUACACAUAAGUAAGUGGCAUCACUUUGGUCCUUCAGUGGUCAGCUUGGAUGAAAUAUUUAAUUGAAAGCUCUCUCUGUAUUCAAUAAUGUGAAUGCUGCAGCACUAACUACAAAAGAGCAUCUGCUGCUACAUCAUAAUGUUAAAUAGGAAGAACCUGGUAACAGAUGCUAAUAUUUUGUAAAAAUUAAAGUUAUUAGCAUUUGCAAAUCAGCUAUUUUUGUUCUCUGCAGCAAUCACACUAUGCAUCUUGCUUUUUAAAAUGUAUGGAAAUAUUGAUUUGACACCACAAGUGACCUUAUUUUUACAUGAGUUUGGAUUUGAACACCUUGGUUUUUAUUUCAUAUGUUCACCGUAAUGUGUGAUUUGUGAGGUUUGAGUGAAUAUACCUUGCAUGGAUUAUAUGUGCCAACACAAAUAAAAUAUUCUGCACCCCUCAAAAAAACAACAAC